Molecule: messenger RNA, 1467 nt
Organism: Strongyloides ratti
Lineage: Eukaryota; Metazoa; Nematoda; Chromadorea; Rhabditida; Strongyloididae
Product: U4/U6.U5 tri-snRNP-associated protein 2
Exons: 4
Coding region: 1-1467 (488 amino acids)
Biological process (GO): mRNA processing; spliceosomal complex assembly; protein deubiquitination
Molecular function (GO): cysteine-type deubiquitinase activity; zinc ion binding
Source: RefSeq, a predicted model, not a curated record
AUGGUUAAUUUUGGUAUUCCAGCUAAACGUAGUAAGAUAGAAAAUGAAGAAAUUGAUGAAGAUGAUACACCUGUGAGAAGUUUAAAAAAAGCUCAAAUUGAAGAACCUUCAAAAGAUUGUCCUUUUCUUGCUACAAUUGAUAGAUCUGUUCUUGAUUUUGAUUUUGAAAAAUUAUGUUCUGUAUCAUUAUCACACAUUAACAUUUAUGCUUGCCUUAUUUGUGGAAAAUAUUAUCAAGGUCGUGGUGCUGGAUCUCAUGCUUAUACACAUUCAUUGGAUGAAGAUCAUCGUGUUUUUAUUAAUUUAACAACAUUAAAAUUUUAUUGCCUUCCUGAUAAUUAUGAAAUUAUAGAUCCAUCACUUGAAGAUAUUAAAUAUGUAUUAGAUCCAACAUUUACAAAUCAACAAAUUAAAGAUAUAGAUGAUGGUACAAAAAUAUUUCGUACUUUAAAUGGAAAAUCAUAUUAUCCUGGUAUUGUUGGUUUAAAUAAUAUUAAACACAAUGAUUAUUUUAAUGUUAUCCUUCAUGCAUUAUCACAUGUACCACCAAUAAGAAAUUUUUUUUUACAACCUGAUAAUUAUAUGGGUACAAGAUUUGGUGAAACUAUUAGAAAAUUAUGGAAUCCAAGAGCAUUUAAAUCUCAUGUAUCACCACAUCAACUCCUUCAAGCAGUUGUCAUUUGUUCUGACAAAAAAUUUCAAAUAAUUAAACAAUCAGAUGCUUCAGAAUUUUUAAGUUUCUUUCUUAAUGCUCUUCAUUUAUCUUUAAAUGGUACAAAUAAAAGUAACUCAUCAAUAAUAUUUAAAACAUUUAGAGGAAAAAUGAAGGAAUAUUCUACUAAAAUAUCAUCUAGUUCUGAUACUGAAUUAAAAAAUUCACCCUCAGAAAAAGAAAUAAAAGUUAAAGAAAUGCCAUUUUUAUGUUUACCUUUAGAAUUACCACCAGCACCAUUAUAUAGGGAUGAAUUGUUAAAUAAUAUUAUACCACAAGUUCCAUUAACAGUAUUAUUACAAAAAUAUAAUGGAAUUUUUGAAAAAGAAUACAAAACAUAUAAAGAAAAUUUUAUUAAACGUUUUGAAUUAAUUCACCUUCCAGAAUAUCUUAUUGUAACAUAUAAACGUUUUCAAAAAAAUCAAUUUUAUGUUGAGAAAAACCCUACUAUUAUUAAUUUCCCUAUAUCUAAUGUGGACUUUUAUGACUAUUUAUCACAAGAAGCCAGAUCAACACAUAAAUAUACAACAUAUGACUUGUUAUGUAAUAUUGUUCAUGAUGGUAAACCAGAUUCUGGAACAUAUCGAAUACAAUUAUUACAUAAAGCUACUAAAAAGUGGUUUGAAUUAGAGGAUAUGCAUGUAAAAGAAAUAUUAGCUCAAAGUAUAACAUUAACAGAAUCAUAUAUUCAAAUAUGGAAACUUAAUAGAAAAAAGACAAGAGGAGAAAGAAUGGGAGAAACUUCAAGUGAUUAA